AUGAAGAUCAUCAAGCAUUACCAGGAGGAAGGUCAGGGCAGUGAGGUGGUGCAGGGGGUGCCUGAGGACAGGCUGGAGAUCACCAACUGCUUCCCUUUCCCUCAACACACAGAGGACGAUGCUGACUUUGAUGAAGUUCAGUAUCAGAUGGAGAUGAUGAGAAGUUUGCGCCUUGUAAAUAUUGAUCAUCUUCAUGUGGGUUGGUACCAGUCAACCUUCUAUGGUUCUUUUGUCAGCCAGGCCCUUCUGGACUCUCAGUUCAGUUACCAGCACGCCAUCGAGGAGUCAGUUGUGUUUAUAUAUGAUCCCCUCAAGACAGCCCAGGGUUCUUUGUGUUUGAAAGCCUACAGGUUGACCCCAAAACUCAUGGAGAUCUGUAAAGAUAAGGACUUCUCAGCAGAUGGGCUGAAGAAGGCUAGUGUGGGUUUUGAGAACAUGUUCGAGGAGGUGCCCAUUGUCAUCAAGAACUCUCAUCUCAUCAGCGUUCUCCUGUGGGAGCUGGAGGACAAAUCCACUGCUGCAGACAAACACGAGCUCUUGAACCUUUCCAGCAGUACUCAUCUGGAGAGGAGCCUGCAGAUGCUGAUGGACCGCGUGGAUGACAUGAGUCAGGACAUUGUCAAGUACAACAACUACUGCCGCAGUCUCAGCAAGCAACAGCAACAGAAACAUCAGUACAUUCAGAGGCGGCAACAGGAGAACGCGCAGAGACAGAGCCGAGGGGAGCCUCCGCUUCCUGAGGAAGACCUGAGCAAGAUGUUCAAGCCUCCUCAGCCGCCUCCACGAAUGGACACCCUGCUCAUUGCUAGUCAAAUCAGCACAUACUGCCAAACCAUCAAGGAGUUCACAUCUCAAAACCUGGGCAAGCUUUUCAUGGCUGAAGCUCUUCAAGGAACAAGCAGUUAGACUUGAGCCACCUGCAUGAUCCAAUGAUUGGUCAUGGGAUCAUGCAGAGUCAUCUGUUCUUUUUAUGACUUUUUCUGUGGCUCAUUUUAAUACUUACAGUGUUCAAUUGAAUUGGUUUUCUCAUUACUAGACGAAACCUAUAAGCUCAUAGGUGUUUCAAUUCCCAUCAGACAGGUAAUUUUAUUUAAGCAUGUACAGUAUAAAAGCAUAUUAUGUGAUUCACCAGUGAUUUUUGAGAGGAACCCAAUGUACCUGUCAAUAAUGUGUGAAAAGGGAUGUUGGAUGUUUGAUAAUAAAUUGGAUCGUGUCCCCUUUGUCCACUUUUUGAAAUGCUCAUUCAAGAGAGAUCCUACUUCCAGCAUGAAUG
This is a messenger RNA of Sinocyclocheilus rhinocerous, 1273 nucleotides long. RefSeq names its product eukaryotic translation initiation factor 3 subunit H-B-like. Gene Ontology annotation, molecular function: translation initiation factor activity; protein binding; metallopeptidase activity. Lineage: Eukaryota; Metazoa; Chordata; Actinopteri; Cypriniformes; Cyprinidae. Gene Ontology annotation, cellular component: cytoplasm; eukaryotic translation initiation factor 3 complex. The record is from RefSeq and is a predicted model, not a curated record.